Messenger RNA from Hyaloscypha bicolor E, 919 nucleotides. RefSeq lists its product as uncharacterized. The transcript has 2 exons. NCBI's taxonomy places the organism in Eukaryota, Fungi, Ascomycota, Leotiomycetes, Helotiales, Hyaloscyphaceae. Bases 333 to 884 code for a protein of 183 amino acids. The record is from RefSeq and is a predicted model, not a curated record.
CGGCUGGACCUCCUUCUCUCAUGAGAUGGACGAUGUUUCUGCAUCUCUUAAGAAAAUCACCCCCCUCCUUUCCCAAGUGCUUCUCGACGAUCUUUAUUGCAGCAGACCGCCGAUCAACUCCUCGAGAGGUAUAUGCGUCGAUGCCCUCGCACUGAGAUAUGUAUUCCACUUCAUGAGCAACACAAACCAGCCAAAGACGGCUAGCUUCCCAAAUCCCCUUCCGUAUCUUCUGGCGGACUUUCUUCAGUCGACGAAGCCUAUCAGUAUAUCCAGCCUCGAAUGUCUUUCGUGUGGAUUCAGCUUCAGAACCCACUUCUGGUUCAGACCAGAAGAUGGGCAGCCAGCUAGACCAAAAAGAUUUGUCCAAUCCAUCGGGACGUUCUUUGCAUUUAGAAAAGCCCUCAGCUACGCCGACUAGUCGCUUCACCCGCUUUUCUUCGGAUUUUCCAAGCCGAGCUGUAAAGAAUGCUUCAGGGCUUUCCAUUCCAGGACCAACGGUUCUUUGGCCUGAUGGAAGGAACUCGGAUGAACUAAUCGAUGGAGAAGGCGUCGAUAAAUCAUGUAUGGUAUCGAUGGUAGAGGGCGGACCGGUUAAGGGUGAAAAUCUCGGUGGCCGAGAACCCAGCGGUACACUUGGCACUAAGGGCAGACCAGAAUAUGAUCCAGGAAAGUUUAGAGACGAGGUUCUCGACCUAAAGCUCGCCAAUCGACAAGGCAAUGCUGAGCAAGGCUCGAGGGGUGCAAGACAGCCUUGCUCGAGGCAUGGAUGCAGAACCUCUGGCAGAAAGGUAUUAUUUGGAGCAGAACAAUUCAAGGCCCAAGUUGGGAAUGGCUCGCCAGUAGCCUCUCGUGUUAGACCAAAACCUGGGAGGCUCUCCAUUUAGUGUUGUAUCUUGAGAGAAAAACGGUAAUAGUCGAA